ACAGGAAAACUGUUUUCUGUCUGAAAGUGACAGAUAAAAAGAGAAAUAGUGUGAACUAGAUCCCUUUCUCAGCUGGAAGUUAAAAGGCAGACACAGAGACCAGAUUCCCUUCAAAGAGCAAACGAGGACCCAGCAUAACAGAACGCAGGAAAGAAAUGGAUAAUGAGAAAGCAGAAGUCAGUGAACACAAAGGAAUUAUUGCAAAUAUUUUAGCUCUUGGGAGUUGGCCCAUGCAGCUGUGCAAGAAUAAGAUCCAAACCCUAAAUCCUUUUGACCAAAUCCAGGAAGAAAAUGGAGGACCCAGCAUAACAGAAAGCAGUAAAGAAAUGGAGCAUGUUAAUGCAGAAAAAAGUCUACCCUUCAGGAUUUUUGCACUCUUGAACUUCCUGCCACAAACAAUGUUCAUGUUGCGAGACAAAGUCCUGCUGAGGAAUGAUAAUGAGAAAGCAGAAGUCAGUGAACACAAAGGAAUUAUUGCAAAUAUUUUAGCUCUUGGGAGUCUGCCCAUGCAGCUGUGCAAGAAGUUGAUCCAAACCGUAAAUCCUUUUGAACGUGGGAAGAAAGAAGACAGUCAUCCCGAAGGAAUUAUUGCUAUGAUUUCUGAACUCAUCCAAACAUUGAAGAAGACCAUACAAACCCUAAGGGACCUGAACAAGUUCCAGUUAGAGAAUGAAAAUGGGAAGAAAAAAGACAGCCAGCCCAAAGGAAUUUCUGCUAUGAUUUCUGAACUCAUCCAAACAUUGAAGAAGACCAUACAAACCCUAAUGGACCUGAAAGAGCUUCAGAAAGAGAAUGACCAACUCCGGAAUGAACUUGAAUGCAGCAGGGCUCGCAAUAAAUCAGAUGACAUCACUCUUGAUGCAGGAACAGCCCACCCCAACCUCUGCAUUGCUGGGGAUAAGAAGAGUUUGAAACAUGAAGCCCAACCUCAGAAAGUUCCACCACAUCCAGAGAGGUUCGAUUCGACUGUCUGUGUGUUGGGCUCUGAAGGAUUUGCCUCUGGAAAGCACUACUGGGAGGUGGAUGUUGGGAGCAGCACUUACUGGGACCUGGGGGUGGCCAGAAAAUCCAUAGAGAGAAAAGGGAAACUUUCUUUGUCCCCUAAACAGGGAUUCUGGGCUCUGAGUCUGAAUGGGGGAGAUUAUUGGGCAAAAACAGAUCCAUGGACCCGGAUCAUGGUGCAGAAAAAGCCCAAGAAAAUUGGAGUUUACCUUGAUUACCAAGAUAGGCAGGUGACCUUUUUCAGUGUAACUGACAUGUCUGUGUUGUUCACAUUUAAUGACUGUUCAUUCUCAGAAGAGGUUUAUCCCUUCUUUAAAAAUUCCCACAAAGAGACAACAAUGAGAAUUUCUUCAAUUAAAGAAGAGGAAUAAAUUUAAAAUGGCUGUGAGGCUCCGUGUUGUUGACUAAACUAAGCCAAAGCCCCUUGAUGUGUCAUGGCACUGUUGACCAAACUGAACCAAAGUAACAGAAUGCUUUUCAGUCAAAAGAAAGGUGAUCUGAAAAACCAUUGGCUAUGAAAUUAUAGUUACAUACAUUGCUAAUGCUGCAGGGGUGGUGGCUCCCCAUAUAAGGAAUGGGACUGCACCGGAAUCUGUAAAACUGAGCUCUCACAAACAGAGCUAUUAACUAGAAAUGUAAUUUAUUUUCAUUGCUAACUACUAGUUUAUCUGGACAAGGUAUAUUAGCAGCUAAAAGUAAGGAAAUAAUAUCCUAUAUUAUACUAAUGAGUCUGUGCUAAAUUGUAUAACCAGUCUUUGAGUCAGGUAUAAAUACAAAUGGGGUAAUCACACAAUCUUGAGAAAUAUUGACCAGCUGCUCUGCUGUCUUCAGGAUUGGUUGGUAGCAUAUUGACUUUUCCAUUCUGUAUUAUGCUGUGUUAAUUUUUGCUUAAUAUUUUUCAUUAAUAAAAGUUGAUUGAUUGAGCCUA
Messenger RNA from Mauremys mutica (yellowpond turtle), 1930 nucleotides. RefSeq names its product butyrophilin subfamily 1 member A1-like. NCBI's taxonomy places the organism in Eukaryota, Metazoa, Chordata, Testudines, Geoemydidae. Bases 156 to 1373 code for a protein of 405 amino acids. The record is from RefSeq and is a predicted model, not a curated record. The transcript is spliced from 15 exons. Gene Ontology annotation, molecular function: protein binding.